This is a messenger RNA of Caenorhabditis remanei, 1092 nucleotides long. RefSeq lists its product as uncharacterized. The transcript has 8 exons. Bases 1 to 1092 code for a protein of 363 amino acids. Lineage: Eukaryota; Metazoa; Nematoda; Chromadorea; Rhabditida; Rhabditidae. The record is from RefSeq and is a predicted model, not a curated record.
AUGGCGGAUGUUACAAUGUUCACAAUUUUCGGGAACGAUGAAAAAAGUCACCUGGAUGUGGAUAUAGAAAUUUCGAAAUUUCAUAGAGAUAAAUGCCUUUCGUUGGUGGAGGUGCUCAAGUUCAGUGGAAAAGUUAUUGUUCUCACUAAACAUCAAACAAUACGAACUUCCCACCUUGAAUAUAUCGACAGAAGAAAUUUUCUGACGAAGUCGUGUGGACAACAAAUCGAGCAUUCCAGGAAUAUUUCGAAAAAUAUCCAUGCGGUCAGAGUCAGAAGUUGGUCGGAAAUGAAUUUCAUUCAUCUACUUGCUGUAAUCACAAUAAUACCGCUAUGCAUGUCUUGGUCUUCGUUUUUUCCUACUCAAAUUGGUCAGCCGGGCGACCUAGAAUAUGGAAAAGGGAACACUGAGUUCUUGGGAAACUUCACUUGUUCAUUGAACAAAGUCUGGUGCAUUCAUGUGGAGUAUGUGGAACUUGAUUUCACCUUUGACGAUGGCCUCGGAGAGCUUCCUUUCGUUUGUGUGAACGGAUCGACAGUUCUUCAGAACUACCAUUUCGCCAAUCUGAGCGGAACCGAAAAAUGGCACAUUUUAGACCGAAGUUACGAUCCUGGCAUGGUGGUUCUGCAUGACUGCACCGAGAACGGCAGAGUCUAUCAGUAUGUUCACGAAUUUCCGGGACAAAUGUUCAAAUACAAUUGUUCGAACUACAAAUAUUCACUCGAUUUGGUUGAGAUGGGGAAACAAAGAGAGGAAAUGCUGUACUAUCACGCUGGUGAUUAUCAAAAAAUUGUGAGAGAAUGGAUUAUGCAGCACGUGACCAAGGUACCACUGCCAGGACUUGAGAACGCCGUGAGACCACCAUGGAAUUCAUUGCCUCCAAAGUUCCCAACUUCUUUGUGUCUCGGUGAAAUGGAUGAUGAGACUCCAUAUUCUGAAACUCUACAGUAUUAUGAGGCUCUUUAUUUUAAUUACACAACCGAUGAUACCACGACUUCCUUGAACUUGUCUUCUUCCACCAUCAUGUCUCCUGAGAUGUCUUCAUCAUCUGGUGAAUCUUCGAUUGUUGUCUCAAACUCGACCAUGACUUGA